Messenger RNA from Helianthus annuus (common sunflower), 934 nucleotides. RefSeq names its product trafficking protein particle complex subunit 4. The transcript has 3 exons. Gene Ontology annotation, biological process: endoplasmic reticulum to Golgi vesicle-mediated transport. Gene Ontology annotation, cellular component: TRAPP complex. The record is from RefSeq and is a predicted model, not a curated record. NCBI's taxonomy places the organism in Eukaryota, Viridiplantae, Streptophyta, Magnoliopsida, Asterales, Asteraceae. The coding region runs from base 385 to 810 and encodes 141 amino acids.
AACCGAAACACACUUCGUUUUCAACGAGAUAUAGCGAUAGUUAUCACUUGUAUUGUUUGUGCGUGUUUUAAAUAUGCACAUUCUCAACUAAGCAAACAGGUCUAGGUUUUUAAGUUUUUCUUUAGAGAUAGAAAAUAUAUACCAGCCAAGCCAAGGAUACAACUGUUUGUUCAAUUUCUUACAUUAGGGUUUUGUGGAUUCUAUUAGCAGCUACUAGGGAGUUGUUUAGAUCUACAUUUUGAUAUUGUUUCUAAUCGUUCUUGUUAAUUACAGUAAUAUAAACAAAACUCGUUUCAAUUGAAAAACUAAAAGUUAUAAUAAAAAGAAAAUAUUGAAAACUUAGGAAUUGAGAAAGAGAAGAAGCAACUAUCGGCAAGUGGAUCUAUGGCAGCAAUUUACAGUCUGUACAUCAUCAACAAAUCAGGGGGUCUCAUCUUCUACAAGGAUUAUGGAUUGCAAGGAAGAAUGGACACGAAUGAUAGCUUGAGAUUGGCCAGUUUGUGGCAUUCAAUGCACGCAAUCUCUCAGCAACUCUCCCCCAUUCAGGGAUGCUCUGGUAUCGAACUUCUUGAAGCGGAUACGUUUGAUCUCCAUUGCUUUCAGUCUCUUACUGGGACAAAGUUUUUCGUGGUAUCUGAGCCGGGCACACAAAAUAUGGAGAAUCUGUUGAAACAUAUUUAUGAACUCUACACGGAUUAUGUUCUGAAGAAUCCGUUCUAUGAGAUGGAGAUGCCAAUACGGUGUGAGCUUUUCGAUAUCAACUUGGCACAAGCAGUACAAAAGGAGCGUGUUUCAUAUCUUGGGCGAUGAAACAAAUGUUUUACAAACAAACCCGUACCCGUUUGAGCAGUUGUUUGUUUGUUAAGUGAUGUUAUUACUUUCCCAGAUAUCUUUUGAAUAUGUUUCCUAAAUAAACAUGUGUUUCUUUGGCAAA